AUGUCUUGCUGGCGCGUCUUAGAGCUGUCCGAGCAGCCAGAUGGCGAGCAUAUCCCGCAACUACUCGUCAAACCAGUCUUCAAUUUGGAUUCGUAUAUCAUCUAUGUUACCGACCUGAGUAACAUAUGGAGUGAAGAGCUAGAUCUCCAGGGUAUAGUGGACCGAGCUUCUCGAGAGCAAUCACCAAUCGAAGUCAGCAAACAAGACACCACGCAGCUCGCCAUCCUCCUCGACAAUGUCAAGAAACCCCUGGAGAGCUCCAAAAAUAGUACCUGCCACAUCACCCGCAGUGGUGAAGAUGUUGUUAUUCUGCAUACCACCAUCACGCUACCAGAGCCACUCGAAUCGUUGACCUGGAAGUUUCAUCUAGGGAAGCGCUCGUCGAUCAUCCUCAAAAACGAACUCAUUCUUCCGCUUCUCGUAUCUUCGCAUAUUCAGCAUGGGCGCAUCACUGCCCUCGUUUCAGUAAUUGCUGACAAAGAUAAAGCAAUCACUCGCCUAGUAAAUCAAUACGAAUCCAGCAACCUGGACUUGGCUGCAGCCUUCCCCAGCGUCGGUGGUUUGAAGGUGGGAAGGAAGGGCAUCAAACGUGAGCAAGCCGCUAAGCACGUUCCCGCACUUCAGCCCUUUCGAGAAGUAGCAUGGAGGGAAGAGACAGGACAGUUGGAAGAGUCCGACGUCACUACGCUAGGGUUGUUCCAGGAAGCACUAGCGCAGAGCACGCCGAAAGUACCCUCACAGUUGAAGUCUGAAGACCGUGAGAAUUCGUGGUGGAGUGCAGUACCGGUCCGGUUGAGUCUAUCCAAAUCUACGUCGAAAGGCAAAGAGAAGAAGGCCACGCUUGCAGCAAAACCGAACAAUAUAAUUGUUGAUUCGAGUGAGGAAGAGACCGAAGACGAGUUCGAUACACACGAAAACUUCAAAACAAGAAACAUUCCGAGCAGAACGGUAAAAGCACCAGAACCCAUACCUUCCUUGGUUCAAAACGAACAAGAUGGAGACGAUCUUGAUAGUACCGAAGAUGAUGGGGAUCUUGACGCACCACCGAAGAGUCAAAGUCAGAGUCAGACGACCCGCAGGCCUCCACCGCGCGCAAAAUCACCAACAUCAGAAGCUUCUUCACCGGGGGGCAGUCCGCGUGCUGUGAAAUCAAAGGGUAAAGCUUUUCGAAUAGGUGGAAAGACAAAGAACACAAAGCCCGUGUCUCCAAUUCCAGAUGCAGAGACUCCUCCAGUCAAAGAUGACGUGCCUUCGUCACCUCAGAUUGAUCCACAAGCAAACAUGACACCUAAAAAGGCGAGACCGGCAUUCAGAAUUGGGGGAAAAGGAAAAGCCCUUCAGGAUGAUUCGCAACGCACGGUUCCAGAUUCAACAGAGAUGAAUAGCAUGAGAGCGAUACGGUCUCCGAUAGCUGGGCCCUCUUCAUCACCACGGCCUGUCAGGGCUGUGAAGGAGGAAACGCCAGUCGAAGAGGUGCAUGAAGAAACUCCAGAAGAAAAGGCAGAAAGGAAACGAGCCGAGCUGAAGCGUAAAAAUGAAGAAGCGGCAAAGAAGCAGGCUCAACAUAAGAAGAAAAGGCGCUUUUGA
Cucurbitaria berberidis CBS 394.84 is the source of this 1587-nucleotide messenger RNA. RefSeq names its product XLF-domain-containing protein. NCBI's taxonomy places the organism in Eukaryota, Fungi, Ascomycota, Dothideomycetes, Pleosporales, Cucurbitariaceae. The record is from RefSeq and is a predicted model, not a curated record. Gene Ontology annotation, biological process: double-strand break repair via nonhomologous end joining. The transcript is spliced from 2 exons. Gene Ontology annotation, cellular component: nucleus; DNA ligase IV complex. Gene Ontology annotation, molecular function: DNA end binding. The coding region runs from base 1 to 1587 and encodes 528 amino acids.